Melospiza melodia melodia is the source of this 4340-nucleotide messenger RNA. RefSeq names its product aspartate beta-hydroxylase domain containing 2 (gene ASPHD2). The transcript is spliced from 3 exons. The coding region runs from base 1895 to 2998 and encodes 367 amino acids. Gene Ontology annotation, cellular component: membrane. NCBI's taxonomy places the organism in Eukaryota, Metazoa, Chordata, Aves, Passeriformes, Passerellidae. The record is from RefSeq and is a predicted model, not a curated record.
AUCUGAGGAGCCUUUUCUGGGAUCUCAGGCCGGGAGUGCUGGAUGUGACCCGUGUGGGUGCAGGGCCGUGGCUGGGAGGUGACAGCACCCACAGGGUGCUGCCCCAGCCACAGGGUGUGUGUUGGGAGCAGUGCUGAUGUUUGGGGCCCUGCCCCAGCGCUGGCACAGCCUGUCUGGGGGUGGGUUUGGUCUGGUUUGCAGUGGAGUGGCUGUGCUGGAACAGGAGGCAGCUCCUGGGCUGGUCCCACGGAUACUGUGCCCGGAGAACCCCAGGGCUCUGCAGCAAGGGGCUCCUGGGCUUUCUGGGGUCAGGCAGGCAGUGUGUCAGCACGGGGGCUUGGAUUUCUUGCUGCUCUGAUGGUUUCCCCCCGAUCUGAGGUGUUGGCUGCAUUCCCUGGGGCAGCACUGGGGCUGUGUUUGUGCUGUGCUGCCCUUGCAGGGUGUGACUCUGACCUGGGGACCCCGAGGCUGUCGGACCCCCCAGCUCUGUUCCCCUUUGUGUUCCCAUCAGCUCUGACCGAGCGUGGCUGCUGUGCCCGAUCAGUUCCCUUUGUAGGGCAGGAGCCACCCUGAAUAAACAUCACCCAGGGCUCUGCUCCUUCCCUGACAUGCUCCAGACCUGCAGGUAGCAGGGGGUUGUCCAGCACGGGGGUUGUGCUGGCUUUGGGGGACGUCCCUGGCACCGACUCUGUGGUUGCACCCCGGGAACGGAGGCCUGGGUGGGAGAAGCGGGAGUGUCUGGAGGGAUGCCAGCCGUGGAGAUGGAGGAAAGUUAUCUUGAGAUUCCCGGGAGGCUGUGACAUGCCACGUGGACUGCAGAUCCUGGGAUGGGGCACGCAGGCAGCACGCUACAAGGAAGUAGGGUGGAGGGAGGUUGGGUGUGUGGAUGUUCCUCCCUGGGGUGUAGCACUGCCUGAAUCCCAGGUCUCCAGCCCUGCAGCAGGGUCAGAUCUGAUCUGCAGCCCGUCUCCAUCACCAUUGAUAAGGAAAUGCACGUUGAGAGGCUGCAGGACCUUGGCAGGAAGGGCGGAGGAGGGUUUGGAUGGCUUUCCUGGCUCAUAAACCCAUCCUGCUACUUAGUGAGUGCCCUUACUAGUGAGCUGGUGAAAUCAAACAAGCCAACCUGAGCUGCCCCUGCUGCCACCACCCUGACCUGCUCCUCUUGCCAUGUGCUGGCCCUGUGGCCAUGUGCUGGCUGAGCUCUGGGCUCUCCCACAGCUUGGUCUGGGGAGGGAGAGUCACUUCAGAGCCAUCAGAUGGAUGGGAUAAGCUGAUGUGCUGCCAGAUAGGGCAGCGAAGUGUGUACUCUCUGUGUAUAUUCACUUAGCAGCCAGAUUUCAGACAUGAUAAGGCAGCAGCUUAGGAGAGAAACUGAAGGACAAGCAGGAGGGGACAUGGUCACUGGGACAGUGGGAGAUGGAGUCUGGGUCUGGGCCUUUUAUUUGGGUAUUUAUGGAAGAUGUUGAGAGCACUAGGGUGGUGGGAGAUGGAGUCUGGGUCUGGGCCUUUUAUUUAGGUAUUUGUGGAAGAUGCUGUUGAGAGCCCUGGGGGAUUUACUCAGCAUCCUUGGGCCCCUUAUUCACCAUCCCCUCCCUGAGGAGCCAGUCCCAGCUCACAGCUCCAGCUGUAUCCUGUGCACUGAACCCAGCAGGGACCCCACAGGACAACCCUCUCCCUAACACCUCUGGGUUUCUCUCCCCAGAACCUCCCUCCAGCACUGCCUUUCAGCAUGAUGGACCCAAGAACACCAGCGAGGAUUCUCCAGCCACGUAGCUGCUGACCCAGGGGUGCUGCCGGGCACCGCUGCCAAUGCAGAGCUCAGGGCAGAGCAGGGCAGAGCCGCCGCUCCGCUCGCCCAUGGCAGCCCCUUCCCGCCGCGCCCCGGCCCGGCUGCAUGGUGUGGGUGCCCCUGAGCCCCACGAGCAGUGACCGCCGGGCCCCGCUGCGCGCUCCCAGCACCACCACCAUGUCUUUGGAGUGGCUGACGGACUGGAGCUGGUCCCUGGACGGACUCCGGGAUUUCAUCGCCACAGGCAUCCAGUCUUUCCGCGACUGCGACGCCACGGCCCUGGUGGCCGUCGCCUGCCUGCUGGUCCUCUUCGUGUGGUACUGCUACCACGUGGGGCGGGAGCAGCCCCGCGCCUACGCCACGGUGAACGCGCUGAUGCAGAGCGCCGAGGCCAACGGGGUGCAGAAUGGCUUCGUGUACUGCCAGUCGCCCGAGUGCGUGCGCUGCUCGCACCACGACGGCCUCAACCAGAAACUCUACCACAACCUGCAGGAGUACGCCAAGCGCUACUCCUGGUCCGGCAUGGGCAGGAUCCACAAGGGCAUCCGUGAGCAGGGCCGCUACCUCAACAGCCGGCCCUCCAUCCAGAAGCCAGAAGUAUUCUUCCUGCCCGACUUGCCCACCACGCCCUACUUCUCGCGGGACGCUCAAAAGCACGACGUGGAGUUGCUGGAGCGCAACUUCCAGACCAUCCUGUGCGAGUUUGAGACGCUGUACAAGGCGUUCUCAAACUGCAGCCUCCCGCAAGGAUGGAAAAUGAACAGCACGCCCAGCGGGGAGUGGUUCACCUUCUACCUGGUGAACCAGGGCAUGUGCGUGCCCAGGAACUGCCGGAGAUGCCCACGGACGUACCGCUUGCUCGGGAGCCUCCGCACCUGCAUUGGCAACAAUGUCUUUGGGAACGCCUGCAUCUCUGUGCUGAGCCCGGGCACUGUCAUCGCCGAGCACUACGGGCCCACCAACAUCCGCAUCCGCUGCCACCUCGGUCUGAAGACACCCAGCAACUGCGAGCUGGUGGUGGGGGGCGAGCCCCAGUGCUGGGCUGAGGGCCGGUGCCUGCUCUUCGAUGACUCCUUCCUGCACACGGCGUUCCACGAAGGUGCCCCGGAGGAAGGUCCCCGCGUGGUGUUCAUGGUGGACCUGUGGCACCCCAACGUGGCGGCGGCCGAGCGCCAAGCCCUCGACUUCAUCUUCGCGCCGGGACGAUGACGGCGCUGCCCGGCCUGGUGGGUUCAGGGCAGCUCUGCCGGGGCCCUCUCCCGGCUCACGGCCUCGGUGCUCCCUCCUGGGGGUGUUGUAAAUGGAAACUGUGACGUGUAUCCGCGCCCAUCCUCUUCCUCCAUCGUUGGCUUCAGGGAUUCUUUUGCAAGCGCCGGCGCCUCGGCCCCGCCGGGGCUCGCUGCCCCCCCUGCUCCGUCGUGUUCUGUUGCUAACUGUGUUUUGCGGUGUUCAGAAGUAGAGUAACAAACCCAAGGGUGCUCGUUUGAAUGUAAUGUAAAAAUUUUCCUCGUGGUCAUCAAAGGAACAACACACACCCACACCAUAACAGCCAACCAGCCUGCCCUGCCCGGGAUGGAUGGACUGAUGGACACUGGGGGCUGCCAUGGGCACUGUGCUCCCCCCAGGUUGGGUGUGAUGGGCUGGGCAGGGCACAGCUCUGCUCACAGAGAACCCUCCUGGGGCUCCUGCUUCCUCCUCCAUGUGCCAGCUGGGGCUCCCCAGCCCUCCUGCCCUCAGAAAUCCCUUUUGUCACCCAGGCAGGGAGCAGAGUCCAUUGCCAGCCCAGCAAGGCAGGAGCCCUGACCUCCACCCUGCUGAGGGAACAGCACACACAGUCGUGCUCUUCAGUCUGACCAAGGGUGUUUGCAAUUGCCCAAAUCCCUUCCUUGCUCUAUCUGCAACCCUCAGUUUUCCCAGCUCCCAGCUGGGAGGCCCUGCAGGGGCAGGGAUGCUGUUUGGAAACAGAGAAUGGGGGUUUUGUCUGUCUGUAGGAAGAAAGGAGGUCACCAUUCCUUCUGCUGCUCCAUCUUCUCCUUUCCUCAAGCCAGGGCAGGCACACACAGUGGCAGCUCCCAUGGACCUGACACCACAGGACAGAUUCCCAAGGGGGGGUUAAUUCUGCAGCCUGAGCAAUGAGGUCCUGCCCACCCAGGGACCACCACGCUUUUCCUGAAGUCCCCCUGUCUGUUUUGGGGUCUGGGGGCUGGUUUAUAACACCCCCCCAAAGCACAGUGUGUGGUGGAUGCUCACAGCUCUGCCUGGGGACCCUCUGCCUCUGUGCCCUGCCCGGGAGGGACCAGCCCUGUCCCCCAACAACUUCUUUACAGACUUUUCAGUGAGUCAAUUGCAAGAGGAGGCAGAGAUUUCAAAUACAUCUGAGAUAUUUUUUACACCCGUCUUGUUACAGACUACCUGAAGUGCAUGAUUUCUACACGCAUUGGCUACCUGGACACAGGCCCUGGGGAAGCAGGCUGGCUCUGUCCAAAGGUUGGUAACAUUCAUACAGUGGAUAAGCAAAGAUUAUCAAUAAACAGUUGUGCUGAAAACAGAA